Messenger RNA from Salpingoeca rosetta, 1813 nucleotides. RefSeq lists its product as uncharacterized. The record is from RefSeq and is a predicted model, not a curated record. The transcript is spliced from 12 exons. Gene Ontology annotation, biological process: proteasome-mediated ubiquitin-dependent protein catabolic process. Gene Ontology annotation, molecular function: ubiquitin binding. Lineage: Eukaryota; Choanoflagellata; Craspedida; Salpingoecidae. Gene Ontology annotation, cellular component: nucleus. The coding region runs from base 86 to 1459 and encodes 457 amino acids.
GCCGUUUUGUAACGAACGCGAUUUGCAAAAGCAACGACAGCAGCGCCGCCAUUCACACGUCAACUGCACAUCACAACCACCCACGAUGGAUGCCAAGGUGUCUCAGCUGAUGGACGUCACGGGCAUCGACCCUGACCGCGCAAAGAACCUCUUACAGGCAUGUGACAACAAUGUUGAGGCUGCCAUCCUGUUGCACUUCUCCUCCGGUCCAGAGCCUGGGAUGACAUCGUCCUCAUCCUCGGCACAAGCGCCAUCAGCGCCCAUGCCGCCGCCAGAACCCGAGGUUCGCGCGCCAAUCAAGCCAAAGCAAGACACCCUCAUCGACAGCCCCGGCAUGCCUAUGCUGCGCAGCAUGCGGCGGCAACAAGGGGCUGCACCGACGAUUCGCCAUCCUUUUGCACAAUUCAGUGAUGACAUCAGCGAGACCCACCGCCAGCACUUGCAGGAUUUGUUUGCUCCCCCACGCGACCUCAUGUCGGAGCUGCCUUGGGAGGAGCUGCUUGCAACUGCUGCGCGGGAGGACAAGUGGGUGCUGGUGAACAUCCAGAAGACGACGGAGUUUGAGUCGCACCGCCUCAACCGCGACGUGUGGAGCAACACAACCGUCCAGAGCGUGGUGCGGGCGAGUUUCCUGUUCUGGCAAGUGGAUGCGGAGGUUCGCGAUGGUUCCGAGUUUGUGCGCCGGUAUCCAACGACGUCCCCCCCACACGUGUGUGUGAUCGACCCAACAACACGCGAGCGCAUGAAGGAGAUUCGCAUCACGUGCGACGCACACGACAUGGUGGAGCGAUUGUUGGCAUUUGUUGAGCGGCACGGAAAGCCGUCGUCUCAUGGUGUCGGGGGCGGCACAUCAUCACAGCCAGCAGCACCCCAGCAGCAGCCGUCAACAAGCACGGGAGGCGGCGUGGACCUGAACGCGGCGGAGGACGAAAUGAUGCGAGCUGCGAUUGCCGCGUCGCUGGCGGAUUCAAAGCCGCAGACGUCGAAGCGGGCAAAGCAGACAAUGGCGAGCAGCCGCGCCGCCACCACCACCACCACCACCACUGUUGAAGAUGAAGACGAAGACGAAGAGGAAGAGGACACACAGAUGAUGGAGGAUGAGGAUGAAGUGGUGGCGUUGGAUGACACAAUCGACGACGAAGAAGAGGAGGAAGAAGAAGAGGAAGAGGAGGAACAGCCAACAGUGCGUGCGCGCCCGGAGCCGCCUGCGGAUGCGAGCGAACCGCUGAGCACCGUCUGUCUCGUUUUCCCAGACGGAAGCAGGCUGCAGCGUCGCUUCUAUGCCGACGAGCCCGUUGCGGUGCUGGCAGACGUGAUCAAGACGGCUGCCCAUAUCGACGGGCCCGUGCACGCCAUGCGAACACAUCCGCGCGUGGACCUGCUGGCUGCGCCGCCCACAGACACAUUCGCAGACCUCAACAUCCGCCGUGAGCUCGUGCGCGUCGAGAAGAAGGACUGAGCAGCAGCAGCAGCAGCAGCAGCUUGGGGGGGAGGGGGUGGCAUGUGUGGCGUACACGCGAAUCUGUAUGUGCGUGUGUGUUGUAGAGGUGUGUGCACGUGUGCUCCAUGUGCAUGCACAUGUGUGUGUGUGCUUCAUGUGUGGCCCUUGUUGCAGUGGCGAACUGUGGUAGCGUUGUAUCUAAUGUGCAGCAGCAACGACAACAACAAUAGCGACAGUAGCAGUUGUGCUUGUCAACUUCACGCGCGUGUGAGCUGUUUUGUCAUGCGCAUGUGUGUGCGUGUGUGUGUUGGGUUCAGGCAAGCAAGGUAAAUGAAUACACAACCCAGCCAGCCGUGUGCAAUAGAAACCCCC